Thamnophis sirtalis is the source of this 6986-nucleotide messenger RNA. Lineage: Eukaryota; Metazoa; Chordata; Lepidosauria; Squamata; Natricidae. The record is from RefSeq and is a predicted model, not a curated record.
CGGAAGCAGCUGCGUUGGAGUGGUCCUGUUUGUCCUCGAUAUUGAUAACACCAUGCAGCCAGAUGCAGACAAAACCAGGGUACGAAUUAGGAAACCGGACAUGGUUCUGUAUGUCCCAAGAGCAAGACGUGAGAUGGCAGUCUCAAAAAGUGGCCCUUCGGCGGCCACCAAAUGUGGGAGGGAGAGUCACUGCUCCACCACAGAAAAGGAGAGUGUUAAAGCCUGUGAGGCAGGACCAAACCCUAAAACUAGGAAAGGGCUGCUUCAGAAUGACCAGGGAAAUGCCAGGUCUCCUCAGAAAGAGAGAAGAACUUUUCCCCAGGACUCAAGCCAUAAUGAUGCUUUCUGCCAAAGGAACCAAGACACAAAGGCUCAGGGAGAGAAGAGUCCAAAGUUCCGUCAGAAGGCUACAUCACAUCACUUGUUCCCUUCCUCCAGCUUCCCGGACCCAACUCUUACUGGAGUGAAUGAAACAGAGACACAUGAGUGCUGUACUGUACAAUCAGCUGCCUCGGGGGAAAGAAUGGCUGAUUUCCAGCCAGAGAUUAGUGGUGUUAACAUCUCAUGGAAAAAUGAGCCUAUCUGCCCAUCAGAAAGGCAGGUCACCGACAGUACCAAGAGUGCAGUAGUUGUCUCAGAAGCAGUAGGAACGGGUGAAAGUGGUAUGCAGGAUUCCUUGGAACAGAAAAUGCUAAGCAAAGAUAGCAAGUUGCUUUUCAAGAACAACAGAACAAAGCCUUUAAGUAAAGGUGGUUCAGAAUUGACUGGAAUAAGUGAGAACAGUAAAUCUGGAACUGCAGACCAGAGGAUUCCGGAUAACAUAGAGACACAUAGUUCAUCCAUCUGCACAGAGGAAGGAAACUCUGAUUCAGCACACAUAAGUAACUGUGAUUUGCUGGAGCACAUUGAUAAAAGCAACCUCUUUCCUACGGAGAUAACCAAGUAUAAUAGAUGCAAAUGUACAGAGCAAAGCAACUCCAGUCAAACGGCAAUGAGUGACACUAGCGUCUUAGAAUGUGCUGUGGUAGAGCCAAAGGAAUGUAGUAGAGUUGAAGAUGCAGAAGAAGGUGUUCCCACUUCAGCUCAAGCAAGGGAGCAUGGCAACAAGAGUCCAGUUAAAUUUAUCUCUGAUCAGGUUGGAGUGGCUGCUGAUAGUCAUGAGAACAUUUCAAUUCAGGCGGAGACACAUAACCUCAUGGAGAAUGCAGAGCAGCCUCCAGAUAAUUCAAAUGUGUCUGUAGGUUUUAGUUGUUCAGACAGGACCUCUGAGAAGAUAGAUGAUCUACCCAAUUGUGUCGUUAGGGUAGCAGGUGAUGAAAAGUUACAGGCAGGGGAGAGAGAACAUGAUAAGGAGAAAAGCCUGUGUCGUGAGGCAGGCCAGUAUGAAUUUAAUACAUUUGAGGCAAAAGCUGCACUGACAACAGAGGAAAGCAUUUUGGACUUGGUUGACCAGAGCCCUGAGAGCAGAAGUCGCGUGGAGCCAAUUUGUCCUUCGAAGGAGGCUGCAUGCUGGCCUCUGAAAUCUGCCUCUGAGAAGAUGCCAUGUUGUCCAGUAAGCAUACAGGAGAGAACAGGAGCACCCUUAGAAGGGGAAAAGCCAGCUUUGGGGGAACUUGAUACAAGCUUCCAGUAUCCCUCUGAAGGCAAAGGAGAAGAACCACCCGCAAAUCGUGUGCCAUCCAGUUCGGAAGAGGCCACUAACACCAGCACUGAUCCUGUAAGUCACAGCGAGGCUGACAACAUGGCAGAUGAGAGCUGGGAUGCCCUGUUUAAUGAUGAUGGGGAUUGCUUGGAUCCACAAUUACUGGAGCAGCUGUCUGCCUGCACUCUCCGUGGCACAAAGCUACAGGAGCCGCAUUUUGAUUAUUACAACUAUUCUCCAGCUGAUCAGGACAUGAGUGACUCUGAGCUGCCACAUGUCAUUGAAAUCUAUGACUUCCCACCAGAAUUCCGCACUGAGGAUCUGCUGUGUGUCUUCUGCCAUUACCAGAAAAAAGGCUUUGACAUUAAAUGGAUAGAUGACACACAUGCUUUGGGUAUCUUCUCCAGUCCCAUCACAGCGCGGGAUGCUCUCAGUACCAAACAUCUGAUGGUGAAAACCCGUCCCCUGUCACAGGCUACACCAGCUGCAAGGACCAAAGCCAGAGCUUAUGCGGAAUUCCUGCAACCUGCCAAAGAGCGUCCUGAGACCUCAGCUGCUCUGGCCAGGAGACUGGUGACAGGUGCCCUUGGUGUGCGAAGCAGGCAGAGCAAGGCCGAACGCGAAGCUGAACGCAAGCAGUUGCAAGCAGCUCGAGAGCGGAAGCUCUUGGAGGCCAAGCAAAAGGAAGAUGCCUGGGAAGGUCGUGAGUGAGUCAGCAGCCAGUGCAAGAAGAAGGAAGUUGAUCAGGCCUGCUUGAAAACCUCACAGAGUGGAACUGACAAAUGGCAGCUUGUGCUUAGAGCAUUGAGGGACUCUACCAUCCCCUUUGGGGGAAGCAAUAAGAUACGGGGAGUUGGGAGUGCAUUGGAGUAUCCAGACAUGCCAGGGUGAGUCAUGUGAACUCAAGCUACUGGGCUGACUGGAAGGCUGUGACAGAGUGGGACUGGAGUCUGGCAGUAUCUCAGGAAGAACUGCUGUAUUGUUAACAGUCCUGCCAGUGUCCGAAUGCCAUAGAAUGUAAUCAAAAUGCACUCAUCACAUUAGUUUAAGGCAGCCUGGAUGCAGGGCCUAUCUGUGCUCUGGGUCACUGUGCUCAGUGGGAUGGGACUGAACCGUGAUAGCUUUUAGAUCAGGCCCACCAGGAUGGCCAGGUGCCCAAUGCUGAGCUUGCUAUUAAAGUUGAUUUGAUUUUAUAUGGUGUCGUGUGAUGCAGGCAGCUUUACUGCCUCCAAGUAACUCUAUGAAUCUUCAGCACUGGAAAGUAAGCAGAGGUAUGACAGCAACUCAAUGAGUUACUAUGGCUGGACUUGACUCAGACCCUCCUCUUCCAGAUCCUUUAGAAUGGAGGUCAACAGAAGAUGCCCAGAAGGAAGGGGCUUCUCUCUCACAAACCCAUUCCUGAUGGGACCCUCGUAGGUUCACCUGAAGAGCUGAAAUGAAAGCAACUCUUCCCCUAUGGGGAACUCAGGCUCCAGCUGGGAGACCCUGCUACCCAAACAGACUCUGGACCUCCUAGCAGAACCAUUCCUAAGAGCCUUUAUGCACUUGUGUGGGAUUCCCCUCCUUGUGGCAGGAACAUGUUGGCAGCAGUCCUUGCAGCAUGUCACGCCCACCCUGUAAAAACAGGCACAAGUAAAAAGCAAGCCAGCUCUGGCCGUUGGAUUUCACUUUACAGGCAUUCCCUCCCCUCCCCCCCGCUGCCGCCCACUCCCCAGGAAUGCAUCUCAAAAGACCAGCAAACAAGGUCCUUUCUGUUCUGAGCAGCUGCGUUACCACCACCCAAAAAGCAGGCGGAUUGGCUGCUUCCUGUAAAUGUACAUCAACAACACACCUUUGCCAGGCUGGGCCGGAGAUUCCUGUGGUCAGACACUCCCAGCUGUGCUUGGGGUCAAGCCCUCUAAUUCUUGGACCAAGAAUUUUGGUUGUCUCCGCUUGGUGCAGAGAUCAAGAUCCAGAUACAUCAGUCUGAUCUUGCUACCGCAACAGCAGUAGAUAGCAAUUGCUGCUCAAACUCUAGACCAACACCAUCUGACCCAGUCCAAGUUGUGGGUCAAGACAGCCCAUCAGAGGUAAUGUUGGAGGUGGCAUUUUGGAAGAGGGGGGAGCAGAGUUCACUAAGGUGUGUGUGCCUGGCGUGCCACAUUGACCUAGUCGGAGGGAGACUGGAGAUACUCUCUGGGGGACAUUCCACUUGAGACUGCUCGGGGUCAAAUCGCACACAGUAAGCCAAGGCAGCUCUCAGAGCUGGAAUGCUCUGGCAAGCUGCCUGUUGCUGGCCAGCCAGACUUAACAGCCAUCUCCGUAUCUGGAACAGCAACCGGUUGUGUCUCCAUUUGAGCAGGGUGGAGUGCUUGCCUGUGAUGUGGGCAGUAUUCUGGAAUAGGAGCGGAUGGGUAGUGACUGCUUUUCCUGGCAGUUCUAAUAGUCUAAUUUCCUACUCUGCCAAGCAAGUGAUACCUGAACCAAGCCCUGUCUAUUUGAUCCAGGUAAAUACUCUCCAAUCUGAUACACCAGAGUGGCUAAAUUGGGUUUCAUUCCCAUUUAUAGUUUCUGGCUGUUUGCAGAGCCUCCCUGCACGAAAGGCCAGCAGCAUUUGCACCAGAGUAGACUAGCCAUCCAAGUAAUUUCAUUUCUACUUAGGAACAAUUGCAUUGAAGCUUAUUGAGGAAUUGUAUUUGAUUCUUUAAGGCAAAUAUGCAGAUCAUUCUUUAAGUUGGCAUACCCCGGGUCCUAUGCUUAGCUGGUCCCAUGCCUUAUUCCAGACAGGAUUUGUCUUUUCAAUCCGUUAUUGGCCUAUUUCCUGUACUCUUGUCAUUUCUCUUAGGAUUGCACUGUUGCAAAACAUGCCAUCGAAUUUGAGAAGUAUUUUAAUUAUCUCCAGAAACAGAUUUAAGAUUUGUCUCCUCAAUGUUGCUUUAAAACCUAAACACCAAAAGCGUGUAGUGUUUCAGAUCUGAAUUAUGCAAAGAGGCUUCAUAUCUAGCAUAGACACCUCACCUUCCCCAUCAGCAGUUCCUUAAAAAGAAAGGCCAUUUCCUAGCCUUUCAUAAUAAGCUCUAUCCAGGAGUGAAAUUCGACUUGUUCUAUCCGGUGUGGGUGAACCGGUAGUGGCAGCAGCGGGAGGCUCCGCCCACCCACCCUAUGUCAUCACGUCCCGUUUUUGACACUCUGCGCAUAUGUGUGCUCAGAUUUGCAAACCAGUAGUGAAGAUAAGUUGAUUUCAUCCCUGAGUCUGUACUCAAGAAAAUACAUGCAUAAGUUGAGUUCAGAAGGCAUUAAAAGCAUCUGUGAAUGCUCAUGUGCUCCUGGAUAUGUGCCCUUGUAUCAGGGCUUUUCAGAUUCCCUGCCUCGUCUGGCUUUCAAUUUUUUCUAGUUUCUCUUAAUUUUAGAAGAAGACAGAGAAAGCAUGCAGAACAUGCCUGGAUCCUUUAAUCUCAUUAAAAUAGUUCUGCUCUGGGACAUUUGACCAGAAAGUGAGACUUUAAAUGAAGAUCACAACACACUCCAAGCUCAAUUGCCUUGCCACAGUGGGUUUGGGGGUGGGGGGUGGGUGGGUUUCUCUCGGUUACUUUUUCUUUUAUAGCCCCUGGCUUGAUCUGCGCCAUUCUUGAACGCAGUUUUUUUGGAAGAAUGUUUUAUUUCCAGCACCAAAUUAUUUUGCUUGCUUUAUUUCCCAUACCAGAUUUGGCCCUCGUCUGUUCAGUUUUCAUAUAAUUAUUGUGCUGAGGAGACACAGUAAAGUCCUGGGUCCCUCUGCAUAAUUUCUUUCCAAUGCUCCCAUUGGAUUGGAAAUAAUAAAAAGAAAAUGGAGUUGUUUCUUGUCCUUUUUUUUGUCCUUUGCUACUGAUACAAUCCUGUGUCCCAAAAACUUUUGCCAACCAGAAAAAUUGAUCAGCACAUUCAAACACAUGUCAGUGGUAGAUAAAUUAAGACAGGUUCUGCCCAUUUUUAUUAAUCAGCAACUCUGUUACUUAAGUAUGGCACAGAUAUACAGUAUUAUGUAGAAGUCAUUCAAAGAUCUCACUUAUUAGAGUAACAGUAUGUAUGAAUACAGCAACAAUCCAAACUUAUGUGGGAGGAGGGGGUAAUUGGCAGCCUACAAAGAAAUAUGAGACAUUUAACCCUCUAAAGUACCAGCCUCCAGCAUCAUCUUUAUUUACAAUGAUUCCUCUGGGUCUCAUAGGCCUUCUUAGAAAAUACAAGGGGUGGGUUACUGCAGCCCAGGGUUUUGUUAAAAGGCUGCUAUCUGGCCAGAGAAAAGGCUAGCUAAAAGCUACUUAUUUAUUUUGCAAUAUUUGUAAAUCACUCUAAUCUCCGACACUCUGGGAAUUGUAGGAGUAUCAUGGGAGCUGGAGGAAUUAACAAUCAGCAAUUUUAUAGAGUUGCCUUCUGGUAAUGGGCUGUUUGUGCUUGCUAUAAUAGCCACUUGGGGAAAAGUCAAGUCCACCCACUCUUCUCCCACUCACGGCAACCUGUGGUGUGAGUUCCUGUGAUGCCCUCACAAAACUCAAGCCUGGCUCUGACUCAAAUAGGUUGGAGAUCCCUGAUAUCAAUUAUGGGCUGGUCAGUUGGACAUUCUGAAGCAGCAGAGGAGCUUGCUGGGCUGUGACUCUCCAUCUCUCCUGAUGGUUUAAUACGACCUCCCUCAAAGGCCUUCCUCUGACUGCAAGCUCAUUCUCACAAAUUUAAGCCCACAUUGAUUCUUGAGCAUUGCUGGAUCCUUUGCAAGAUUCAGUGGCACAGACCUAAAUCUGUGCCAGCAGCUGAUUUAUUUUUUUCUGGGCAUUGAACAUUGGUAACCAUAUUUAGAUUUCACAUUCUGAAUAUUCCCUCACUGCAGCCCUCCUGAAGUAGAGAGGGGGAGAGCAGAAAUGGGUUAACACAGAGUCAGUCAUUUGGUUCAAAGCAAGAAUCAUUUUUAAAAUGGCAGAAUGUUUCUAGGUGUUUUCAUAUCAGAACUGCAGUAAUCUAAGGAAUAACCUGGCCAUUGUUGAUUUCAUAAUACAGUUAUUGAGUUUAUUUGCUGCACAUUUCAAGAUAGAAACUUGAAAAAUCUGAUCCGGCCAAUUCUGGCUUGGGCAUCAUGCCCAUUCUCCUCUGCAGUGAUCUUAUCGUGACUCAUGCACCUCUUUACCAGGAAAUAAUGUUUUAGCUAAAUUCAACCCUUUUGGGAUUUUGAAAACAUUUAAUACUGAAAAGUAGUAUUGAAGCCGUAUCACAAAUGUCUAUGAAAUAAGUAUCCUCCGGAGCAAUAUGUUUCAUUCAUUCUUCAUUUCUUAAAUCCUCAGUUUAAUUCAGUUUAGUUGGAAUGAGAGUUUGGAUGUUUGCCCUCUAUUAAAGGAAU